AUGGCUGUGGAGUGCGGACGGUGGCGAGAGCGACGAUGGCGGCCACACGACUUUACGUCCGAGGCCGGCUUCAACUGGUGGUACGAGGGUUACACGGUCACGUCUGACGACUGGGAGUGCGCCCUCGACCAAGAGUCGCUCGACGUGCCCUCUGACCUCGAGAAGCGACCCCUGCACACGGAGCAACAUGCUAAGGCGUCGCACGACGCGCUCCUCGAGGUCAACCCGGACGAGCGGCCGUUUGUGCUCAUGCGCAGCGCGACGGCCGGAGCCAUGCGGUACGGGCCAAUAGGCUUUCGCUUAACGCUGGCCUCAGCCUGCUGCACUGCUACGGGCACGAAAUUGGCGGGCGAGGGCCCGCAGCCGUCGCCCGUGCUGUUGCGCUGGGUGCAGCCGCGCAUCUACUCGCCGCGCUUCGUCAUCAACUGCUUUAAGACGGGCAGCGAUAACAGCUCUCUAGAGCCACUAGUCGGCGGCGGCGCCUACUUCCUGGGCGACUCGCUGCUCGUCGGCGGCCACCUCGCCGCGGGGCAGUGGGUCGACGUCGACGCAGAGUGGCACGGCGCCGGCAUCCCGGUGCUCGGUAAGGACAACGUGGCGAACCUGCCGCUGGACGACUACCGCGCGGUCGAGGUCUUCCCGCUGCCGGGCGCCCCAGGGGCGGCAGGUGGCAACGAGACGACGUGGUACGAGGACGACGGCGUCAUGGUCGUGACGAAGAAUAAAGUGUCGUCGCACACGAUCGGAUACACGGCGACUGUGGCUGGGAUCCGGGUGAGGUUCGCGAGGUCAAGGCGCAGUGGCAGAGCUUUGUGGUGGUACUACCGCCGGGAGAUCUGA
This is a messenger RNA of Verticillium dahliae VdLs.17, 840 nucleotides long. Its product is annotated as alpha-glucosidase. The record is from RefSeq and is a predicted model, not a curated record. The transcript has 8 exons. Gene Ontology annotation, biological process: carbohydrate metabolic process. NCBI's taxonomy places the organism in Eukaryota, Fungi, Ascomycota, Sordariomycetes, Glomerellales, Plectosphaerellaceae. Gene Ontology annotation, molecular function: hydrolase activity, hydrolyzing O-glycosyl compounds. The coding region runs from base 1 to 840 and encodes 279 amino acids.